Molecule: messenger RNA, 1744 nt
Organism: Chenopodium quinoa (quinoa)
Lineage: Eukaryota; Viridiplantae; Streptophyta; Magnoliopsida; Caryophyllales; Amaranthaceae
Product: LOB domain-containing protein 27-like
Exons: 1
Coding region: 518-1306 (262 amino acids)
Source: RefSeq, a predicted model, not a curated record
AAUAGUAAUGUGACAACAUUGUUAAAUAAAAUCUACUGUAAAAAACAUUAACAGAAAAUUUAGUGCAUGCUUUGAAAAUCGAUAGCCAGCCAAAUUACACGGUUACACCUCUACAUUGAGAGAUAAGAAAAGAUAUUCAUUUUUUUUUUUUUUUUUUUUGACGAGAUAUUCAUUUUGUUUUAAUUAAACGGAAAGGAAGAUAUUUUUUUUUUAUUUUUUUAUUUUUGAAUACAGAAAGAGGGAAGGAUAUUCAUAGAAAACAAUUUAAUGGUAAUUAUAAAAUGUGACAAAGCUAAUUGACUAAGUCAUCAUUUUCAUAAAUCUCAACAACAACAAAGAUUAAAAACAGUGAUAACUUUAACCAAGUCAUUUUAUCUCCAUCUUCUUCGGUUAUAAAGACUGUUUCAUAUCACACACACAAAAAAAACAACAAAUUAUAUCAUUGAUUUUGUUUCCAGAAACUCUCUUCUCCUUGUAUUUUUAAACUUUUGUAAGGCCUGUAAGGAGGUUUGGUAAAAUGACCCUUAAGAGUGGCACCAACCAAGCGUGCGCCGCGUGCAAACACCAGCGGCGGAAGUGUGCACCGACGUGUGUUCUUGCCCCCUACUUCCCUGCUGAUCAGCAUAAGGUGUUUCUGAAUGUUCACAAACUCUUUGGAGUUAAGAAAAUUCAGAAACUACUACAUGAGCUACCCCCAAGCAUACAUGGUGAAGCAAUGACCUCUAUCAUUUACCAAGCAAAUAUGCGGGAUCGUGACCCGGUGCAUGGAUGUCUUGGAGUGAUUUAUGCUUUGGAAAAUCAAUAUUGGCAGUGUGUGGCAGAGCUUUUUGAUGUCCAGUACAUGCUUAAUGUAUUCCGCCAGCAACAUGAAGAGCAGCAACAGAUGCCAUCAGAUGGUUUUCCGAAUGAAGACUUUGAUGGGGCGUCACAAAUACAACUGGGGUUGGCGAAUAUGGUGCCAAUUUCCCAGAGUCACUCGUUCUCGAGCAGUAGUAGUCCUUGUAAUCCUACUUUUCUUGACGUCAAAGAAACACUGGUGAACUCCUUGUGGAACCAACAAGGAGAAGUUAAUGAUUGUAAGAACAGUGAGGAUGAGAAAAUAAUGCCUGCACAGUCAAAGUUGGUGGUCACUCCAGAACCACGGGCUGUUCAGAAGGAAUCCUUUCAGGAUUACGACAACAUGCAUCCGUAUUUUGACACCAUUGAUGACAGACAAUCAUAUGUUGACACUAAGGAAGCAUAUGAAUCAAGGUAUAUAACAAAUUACAUACUGUAUAAUAUAAUACAUAUAACAUUCAUAUGUUAAUGAAAAAAAAUGCUAGAAACAUUGCAUAUAGAAUAGGAAAGAACAGAAUGGCAAAAUCUAUGCCAGCAGAUGAAAGAACUCUUUUCGUUUUUACUUUUCCAGCUAAUAUCUUUUGCUGAAUGUGUAUACGCAGAAAUUGCAGAUCAAAAUCAUCGGCAAAAACAACAGCAAAGUGCAACCAGCGUUUUGCUAAGAAAAAAUUUAUGAGAGCUGCUAUCAUCUAAUGAUAUUGAUAAGCACAAUUUUGAACUGAGAACAUUUUUUUGAGUCUUUUUCUUCUAUAGUCGGGUAAAUUUUUCGCAAUUCUUUAUUCAGUUCACACUUGUUAUAAUGUGUAUGAUAAAACUAUACUCAUUACAUAAGCAAUAAUAAAAUGAAAUGAAAAGAGUUUAUGGCCUUUAUGCUGAAAGUGUUAUCUUCUACUUCCUCCUCAUCUAG